This is a messenger RNA of Prorocentrum cordatum, 717 nucleotides long. The record is from the annotation of a GenBank genome assembly. NCBI's taxonomy places the organism in Eukaryota, Dinophyceae, Prorocentrales, Prorocentraceae.
AUGCUCACCGUGAACCGCCGCCUGCGGGAGCUCUACGUCGAUGGAAAUCGCAUCGGAAGCCUCGGCGGGGCGCUGAUUGGCGAGGCGCUGAUGGGGAACUGGUGCUUGCAGACAAUAUGGAUGAUAGACAACAAAGUGGACGUCAGGGUGGUGAACGCGUUCACAGAGACCAUCAAGGUAAAUCCCACACUGAGGCGCCUUGGCCUCACAGUCGACAAAUCCAUGGACAAAGCCGCUCUCCAGGCCUUGGACAGUGCGCGUAUGAUGCGUCCGCGGGCGCUUCCUGCGAGUGAGACGCUGCCGCCGCUGCCUUCGGACUCGAAGUCAGAGCCGUUGACUGCCGACAACAUUUUCGUUACUCCCAGCGCCGUACCUAACGCAUCUCAAGACUCACGCGGCGUCUCUCAGCGGCACAGCCACGACAGCGGCUCUGGUAGCGAAGCCGACUCGCAGUUCGACGCGCAGGAGUUCGAUGACCAGCAGGGUGUCGCUGGAGUGAAUGGCGUGCCCAGAACGGCACGCGCCAGCAGGCAGGGCGUGUCGAGGGCAUCAGAUCGUCAUGCGCAGGAGCAGGAGGCGGUGCAUCAGAUCAUCAUGUAUGAUGACGCUCUCGAUGUGGAGGAGCUCAUGGGGAUGACGCAACAAAUCUACAGCACGUCCGUGGUGGCCGACAUCGCUGCGCCGACGGAGCUGCCAGGCGUCGAGGCAGGCAACUGA